Molecule: messenger RNA, 6588 nt
Organism: Ficedula albicollis (Collared flycatcher)
Lineage: Eukaryota; Metazoa; Chordata; Aves; Passeriformes; Muscicapidae
Gene: MYO5B
Product: myosin VB
Exons: 41
Coding region: 77-5563 (1828 amino acids)
Biological process (GO): actin filament organization; vesicle transport along actin filament
Cellular component (GO): myosin complex; actin cytoskeleton; cytoplasm
Molecular function (GO): ATP binding; microfilament motor activity; actin filament binding
Source: RefSeq, a predicted model, not a curated record
UCCGAGUGUCCGUGCAGCGGUCAGUCCGGCCGCCCGCCGCCCCCAUGCCCCACGCCUAGCGCCGCCCGCCCCGGCCAUGUCCGCCACGCAGCUCUACACCAAGUACACUAGGGUUUGGAUUCCUGACCCUGAUGAAGUUUGGAAAUCGGCAGAAAUUAUCAAGGAUUACAAAGAGGGAGAUAAAAGCCUCCAGCUGAAACUUGAAGAUGAAACUCUCUACGAAUACCCCCUGGACCUGCAGGGGCACGAGCUGCCCUUCCUGCGCAACCCAGACAUCCUGGUGGGGCAGAAUGACCUGACAGCCCUGAGCUACCUGCACGAGCCCGCCGUCCUGCACAACCUCAAAGUCAGGUUCCUCGAGUCCAACCACAUCUACACCUACUGUGGUAUCGUGCUGGUGGCCAUCAACCCCUACGAGCCCCUGCCAAUCUACGAGCAGGAUGUCAUCUACGCCUACAGCGGCCAGAACAUGGGGGACAUGGACCCCCACAUCUUCGCCGUGGCCGAGGAGGCCUACAAGCAGAUGGCCAGGGAUGAGAAGAACCAGUCCAUCAUCGUGAGCGGGGAGUCGGGGGCGGGCAAGACGGUCUCUGCCAAGUACGCCAUGCGCUUCUUCGCCACCGUCGGCGGCUCCGCCAGCGACACCAACAUCGAGGCCAAAGUCCUGGCCUCCAGCCCCAUCAUGGAGGCCAUUGGAAACGCUAAAACAACAAGGAAUGACAACAGCAGCCGCUUUGGGAAAUACAUUCAGAUUGGCUUUGAUAAAAAAUACCACAUCAUUGGUGCCAACAUGAGGACGUAUCUGCUGGAAAAAUCUCGGGUUGUAUUUCAGGCAGAGGACGAGCGCAACUACCACAUCUUCUACCAGCUCUGUGCCUCCUCAAGCCUCCCAGAGUUCAAAGACCUCGGGCUCACGUGUGCCGAAGACUUUUUCUACACUUCUCAGGGAGGGGACACGUCCAUCGAUGGCGUGGAUGAUGCUGCUGACUUUGAGAAAACCAGGCAUGCCUUCACCCUGCUCGGAGUGAAGGAGUCUCAUCAGAUGACCAUUUUUAGGAUAAUUGCUGCCAUUCUGCACCUGGGGAACUUGGAAAUCCAAGGGGAGCGAGAUGGGGAAGCCUGCAGCGUGUCGAGCGAGGACGAGCACCUGAGCAGCUUCUGCAGCCUGCUGGGCGUGGAGCACAGCCAGAUGCAGCACUGGCUCUGCCACCGCAAGCUCGUCACCACGGCCGAGACCUUAGUGAAGAGCAUGUCCCUGCACCAGGUGGAGAACGCCAGGAACGCCCUGGCCAAGCACAUCUACGCCCAGCUCUUCACCUGGAUCGUGCAGCACAUCAACGUGGCCCUGCACAGCACUGUGAGGCAGCACUCCUUCAUCGGCGUGCUCGACAUCUACGGGUUUGAAACUUUCGAAGUGAAUAGCUUUGAACAGUUCUGUAUCAACUACGCCAACGAAAAGCUCCAGCAGCAGUUCAACUCGCACGUGUUCAAGCUGGAGCAGGAGGAGUACAUGAAGGAGGAGAUCUCCUGGACUCUCAUAGAGUUCUACGACAACCAGCCCUGCAUAGACCUGAUAGAGGCCAAGCUUGGGAUCCUGGACCUGCUGGAUGAAGAGUGCAAGGUGCCCAAGGGCACGGACCAGAACUGGGCGCAGAAGCUGUACGACCGCCACGGCGCCAGCCAGCACUUCCAGAAACCCCGCAUGUCCAACACCUCCUUCAUCAUCCUGCACUUUGCUGACAAGGUGGAGUACCAGAGCGAGGGGUUUCUGGAGAAGAACAGGGACACUGUCUACGAGGAGCAGAUCAACAUCCUGAAAAACAGCAAGUAUCAGAUGGUAGCAGACUUGUUCCAGGAGGAGGAGGCUGCGCCUGCUGUGCCCGUGAGAAAGGGAGCGCCCCGGAUCAACGUCCGCUCCGCCACGCCGCCCUUCAAAGCUGCCAACAAGGAGCACAGGAAAACAGUGGGACACCAGUUCCGCAACUCCCUGCGCCUGCUGAUGGAGACCCUGAACGCCACCACCCCGCACUACGUGCGCUGCAUCAAGCCCAACGAUGAGAAACUCCCCUUCAAGUUUGAUCCGAAGAGAGCAGUGCAGCAGCUGAGAGCCUGUGGGGUGCUGGAGACCAUCCGGAUCAGUGCAGCUGCCUUCCCAUCCAGGUGGUCCUACCCUGACUUUUUCAACAGGUACCGUGUGCUCAUGAACAAGAGAGACCUCUCUAAGAAUGACAAGAAGCAGAUCUGCCAGACCCUGUUGAAAGACCUCAUUAAGGAUCCAGACAAGUUCCAGUUUGGCCGUACCAAGAUCUUUUUCCGUGCAGGCCAGGUGGCAUAUCUGGAGAAACUGAGGGCAGAUAAGUUCAGAGCUGCCACCAUCAUGAUCCAGAAGACGGUGAGGGGCUGGCUGCAGAGGGCCAAGUACCAGAGGCUGAGGCGAGCCGCCCUCGCCCUGCAGCGCUUUGCCCGCGGGCACCUGGCACGCAGGCUUUUUGAGAACCUGAGGAGGACGAGGGCUGCCAUCAUCUUGCAGAAGCAGUACCGGAUGGUGCGGAUGCGCCGGGCGUUCCUGAGGGUCCGCAACGCCACCCUCACCAUCCAGGCUUUUGCUCGGGGCAUGUUUGUCAGGAGGAUCUACCACCAGAUGCUGACGGAGCACAAGGCCGCCGUCCUGCAGAAGCACGUGCGGGGCUGGCUGGCCCGCCUGCGGCUGCGCCGGCUCCGCAUCGAGGCGCGCUCGGCGCAGCACCUCAAGAAGCUCAACAUCGGCAUGGAGAACAAGGUGGUGCAGCUGCAGAGGAAGGUGGACGAGCAGAACAAGGAGAACAAGCUUCUGAAUGAGCAGCUGUCCAUGCUGACAUCAGCCCACUCCUCCGAGGUGGAGAAGCUGAAGAAGGAGCUGCAGCAGUACCAGCAGAGCCAGCGGGGUGAUGGCAAGCAGCUCCUGAGCCUGCAGGAGGAGAUGGAGCAGCUGAGGAUGGAGCUGGAGAGGGCUCACGGGGAGAGGGAGGUGAUGGAGGACAGCCACGGCAAGGAGAGGGACCUGCUGAGGAAGCGUAUCUCCGACCUGGAAGAAGAAAAUGCUCUCCUGAAGCGGGAAAAAGAGGAGCUGAACAACAGUAUUCUCUGUCAGUCUGAAGAUGAAUUUGCACAAAACACAGUUGAGGAAAAUACCCAGAUGAAGAAAGAGUUGGAAGAAGAGAGAUCACGUUACCAGAACCUGGUAAAAGAGUAUGCAAGUCUGGAGCAGAGAUAUGACAACUUGAGGGAUGAAAUUACUAUUAUGAAGCAUACACCAGGGCACAGGAGAAACCCAUCCAACCAGAGCAGCUUGGAGUCAGAUUCCAAUAACCCAUCCAUCUGCACCUCUGAGGUCGGGGACACCGAGGAUGUGAUACAGCAGGUGGAGGAGAUUGGGAUGGAGAAAGCAGCCAUGGACAUGACUCUCUUCCUAAAGCUACAGAAGCGAGUGAGGGAGCUUGAGCUGGAGAGGAAGAAGCUGCAAGCCCAGCUGGAGAAAAAGGAGCAAGAGAGCAAGAAAUCCCAGGUGGUUGAAACAAAGGCUGAAGUGGCUUCAGAGCAUGAAGAUUUUGCAUACAACAGCCUGAAGAGGCAAGAGCUGGAGUCUGAGAACAAGAAGCUGAAAAAUGAGCUCAAUGAGCUGAGGAAGGCCAUUGCAGACCACGCCACGCAGAACAACUCCUGCAGCGACGUGCAGGACAGCUACAACCUCCUUCUGAACCAGCUGAAAUCCGCCAACGAGGAGCUGGAGGUGCGCAAGGAGGAGGUGCUCAUCCUCAGGUCGCAGAUCAUGAAGGCAGCCCAGCAGAAGGAGACAGGGAAGGACAUGGUGAAGGAGAAGGAGAGCAUCUCCCACAAUGCCAGCUGGCCCAACAGUGACCAGUACGUUGACCGGGAGGACGCGAUCGAAGCCUACCAGGGCAUGUGCGAGACCAACUGCAAGACUGAGGACUGGGGGUAUCUCAAUGAAGAUGGAGAGCUCGGCUUGGCUUAUCAAGGUCUAAAGCAAGUUGCCAGGUUGCUGGAAGCACAGCUCCAGGAGCAGAAAAGGGAGCAUGAGGAGGAGGUGGAAGCUCUGAGAAACGAGAUGGAUUUAAUGCAAGAGGAGCUGGAGAAGCAGCAGCAGGCAUUCCUGCAGUCUCUGCAGCUCUCUCCAGAGGCCAAGGUGGAUUUUGGACUUCAGCAAGAAAUCACACGUCUGACCAAUGAAAACCUGGAUCUUAAAGAAUUGCUGGAAAAGUUGGAAAAGAAUGAAAAGAAGCUGAAGAAGCAGUUGAAGAUUUACAGGAAGAAGGUCCAAGAUUUUGAAGCAUUCCAGGCAAUGGUGCCAGAGGAGUGGAGAUCACGCGAGGGCAACAUGCAGAUGGCUGUCCAGAGGAAGGAGAAGGAUUUUCAGGGCAUGCUGGAAUAUUGCAAAGAGGAUGAGCCACGCCUCAUCCGAAACCUCAUUACAGAUCUCAAGCCCCAGGCAGUGUCUGCUACUGUUCCCUGCCUUCCUGCUUACAUCCUCUACAUGUGCAUCAGACACGCAGAUUACAUCAAUGAUGACCAGAAGCUGAACUCCUUGCUCACCUCCACCAUCAAUGGCCUUAAGAAGGUUCUGAAGAAGCACCACAAUGACUUUGAGAUGACGUCGUUCUGGCUGGCCAACACCUGCCGGCUCCUGCACUGCCUGAAGCAGUACAGCGGGGAGGAGUGUUUCAUGACCCAAAACACGGCGAAGCAGAAUGAGCACUGCCUGCAGAACUUUGACCUGGUCGAGUACCGCCACGCGUUCAGCCAGCUCUCCAUCCAGAUCUACCAGCAGCUCAUCAACGUUGCCGAGACCAUCCUGCACCCCAUGAUUGUGUCUGCUGUGUUGGAAGAUGAGAGCAUCCCAGGGCUUUCUAGUGUCAAACCGUUGGGCUACAGAAAAUACUCCUCCAACUCGGCAGAAGGUGACAACAACUCCUACACCUUGGACGAAAUGAUUCACCAGCUGAACACGUUCCACAGCAUCAUGUGUGACCAGGGCCUGGACCCAGAGAUCAUCCAGCAGGUGUUCAAGCAGCUCUUCUACAUGAUCAACGCUGUGACCCUGAACAACCUCCUGCUGAGGAAGGAUGUCUGCUCAUGGAACACGGGCAUGCAGCUGAGGUUUAACAUAAGCCAGCUGGAGGAAUGGCUGCGUGGGAAGAACCUGCAGCAGAGUGGAGCAGCAAAAACUUUGGAGCCCUUGAUCCAGGCAGCACAGCUCCUGCAGCUGAAAAAGAAAACCUCAGAGGAUGCCAAUGCCAUCUGCUCCUUGUGCACAUCCCUCAUGACCCAGCAGAUUGUAAAGAUACUUAAUCUCUACACUCCUGUGAAUGAGUUUGAAGAACGUGUGACAGUAACUUUCAUACGAAACAUACAGAAGCUGUUGCAAGAGCGGAAUGACCCUCCACAGCUGCUGUUAGACUUCAAGCAUGUGUUCCCAGUUCAGUUCCCAUACAACCCAUCUGCCAUCACCUUGGACUCCAUUCAUCUCCCUGCUUCUCUCAAGUUGGAUUUUCUCAAUAAAGUCUGAAGAAAGUAGAAUUAAGCUCACCUCUCACACCCAGAGACUUCCAGCAACAAAAGAAAAAAAAAAAAUCAUGAAAAGAAUUCAAGAGCUCUUUAAAUACGGACCAAACAGGCUUAUGGAAGAACCAGUACACAGUAACAAAUGGAUGCUAAAAUGUACACUAAAAAAGACACUGGUCUGUAUGUGAUUUUUUUUUUUUUUUUUGGUUAUUUGCAGCUCAGAAAUAAGGAUACUUGAAAAAUAGAUUUAUUUUUUACUGCUUGAUUUUAUGUUGACAUAGCUCAAAGCCCAUAAUCAUCUCCAAAAGCCACUAACAAAAAAGGAUAGAUGUGGGAGACAGCUUAUUUUGAUCUUCAUAGGUGUCUAUGACAAAAACAAAAUCUGAGAUACUUGUACUGCCUUGAAGGAUGUGUCAUUUGUCUAGUAGCAGAUGGUCUUGUGUGUAUGAAAACAGAACAUGCAGUUCUGUCUUCAGUUGUUUCUAGUACCUGCACUCAGGAUGGUUAAUUGCAGAAGGUAUGUAUUUGUCUCACUAUAAAGGUAACAGAGCUGGGAUGCUGCUUGUUUCCACUGAUGGGGAAUUUGUCACAGAUUGCAGGUUUGAGAAAUGCUGUUGCUCCUCCUAAAUACAUUCUCUGCAUCUGCUUUGUGGAAAUUUAAAUAAAUUGGCAUGACUUUGUUCCAUUGGACUUUCUCACAUUAUCAAAUUUACAUUAGCAAAGGCUUUGUCCUGGUGAAAUAAUCAUGAUGCAAAGGACUGCCUUAAGCCUUCUGCUUCUAGUAUGGCAUCAUCCUGAUCCCUACUGUUGGCUUUCCUUGUGCUUUCAAGUGUCAAACAUUUUCAUCCAGUGUCUGUCAAGGUUCUUGGACCUCUUACAUGGCCAGUAUCAGAAUCCCUUGCAUAGAUCAUGCUAAGGUAAUCCAGUUUAAUCAUCCAGCCCUACCUGUGUUCAGUGGGUUAAACCUAGCUGUAGCUGUCCAUGAAAAAACUCCAUUCAGUUCAGCAGCCAUCCAAAAUGUUAAGAAUC